Messenger RNA from Olea europaea var. sylvestris, 1175 nucleotides. RefSeq lists its product as uncharacterized. NCBI's taxonomy places the organism in Eukaryota, Viridiplantae, Streptophyta, Magnoliopsida, Lamiales, Oleaceae. The record is from RefSeq and is a predicted model, not a curated record. Gene Ontology annotation, molecular function: protein dimerization activity. The annotation marks the transcript as partial. The transcript is spliced from 4 exons.
AUGUAUUUAACAAGGAUAAUCGCUAUUGUUAAAAGACUCGCCAAAAAUACCUUGCCAUUUCGAGGAGAUGAUGAGAGGCUAAAUGUUGAGAAUGAUGGCCUAUUUUUACAAAUGGUGGAAAUGGUUAGUGAGUUUGAUUCAGUAAUGAAAGAGCACCUUCGGCGGGCUAAUGCAAGAGAGAUUCAAUACACGUAUCUUGAUGUAAAUCGUGAGGAGCAGAUGUCUUUGAUAGUACGAUUUGAAGAUGAUUCAGCAAACUUACCUACAGUUGAGGAACAUUGGCUUGAAUUUUUGAAGGUAGAUGACACAACAGGACUUGGACUUGCAACCGAGCUUCAAAAGGCUUUGAUCAAACUUGAUCUAGAUAUUGAUGACAUUAGAGGGCAAGGGUAUGAUAAUGGAUCUAACAUGAGUGGGAAGCACAAAGGUGUACAAAAAAGAAUAAGAGAAGCCUUACUUGAUUUGGCAGAAUCUAACGAAGAUCCAAAAGUGAAAAGUGAAGCCGAGUCGUUAGCAACACAUGAACUUCAGAAUUUUGAGUUCUUACUUGGCAUAGUAAUCUGGUACAGGUUGUUGCAUGCAGUCAAUAUUGUGAGUAAAUUUCUUCAAACCGAAUCCAUGGAUAUUGAUCAUGCUAUCGAUCUAUUGCAAGGACUUGUUUUAUUUUUUGAAGAUUAUAGAGAAAUUGGAUUUGCCAUUGCUAUGGAUGAAGCAACAAAAAAGGCAAACAAAAUGGGAAUUGAAGCUGUAUUUAUAGAAAAAUGCAUAAUUCGAAGGAAAAAACAAUUUGAUAAAAGCGGUAGUGAUGGGGUAAAGCAAUCAGUGGAAAAAUCUUUUAGAGUUGAGUUAAGGAAUGCAACUUUAUCAAGUUUGUUGAACUCUUGUAUGAAUUUUGAGAAAUAUCUUGAACAUGAUGGGCGUUCGGACAUCAGUGGAGAUGAUUUAUGUUCGGAGUUACAAAUCUUGAAGAUUUAUUUACCAAAUGAAGCAACAAGAGCAAUUGAAGUGCUACAAUAUUUAAAGACUCACAAUAUUUAUUACCCAAAUGCUUAUAUUGCUUACAAAAUUUUGUUAACCAUACCUGUUACCGUUGCAUAUGCAGAAAGAAGUUUCUCAAAAUUGAAGUUGAUCAAGACCUAUCUUCGAUCAACUAUUUCAAAAGAAAGAUUAAACGG